AUGACCCUCAAGACAAUUCUCGAGGGGGAGGAGGUUGAAGAUAUUGAUCAAGAUGAGCUACUGGCACCUCAAGUACCACGUAGAGGUAGAAAUGCCAAUGCAAAUCCGAAUGAGCAAAUCCCAGACCCUCCUCCGCCACCGCCAAGAGUGGCUCCAAGGGUGCCGCCAAAUCAAGGUUAUGCUAGUGCUAUUUCAAUUGAGGAGCCACCGGUGUUGGAGUUGAAACCACUUCCUCCACACCUCAGGUAUGAAUUCUUGGGCUCUAAUUCUACUCUUCCAGUUAUUCUUUCUUCUUGCCUUACUAACUUGCAGGUUGAGGCCACUGUGGAGGUGCUUCAAAAGCGAAAAAGGGCAAUAGGAUGGACUUUGGCGGACAUCAGGGGAAUAAGCCCCGCAUUUUGCAUGCAUAAGAUCAUCUUGGAGGAGGAUGCACGGCCAUCUCUUGAACAUCAAAGGAGACUCAACGAGGUGAUGCAAGAAGUAAAGGGUGGAAUGACGGUAGUGACCAAUGCCAACAAUGAGUUGAUUCCUACUCGGACAGUUACGGGUUGGAGAGUGUGUAUGGACUAUAGAAAGCUGAACAAGGUGACAAGAAAAGAUCAUUUCCCACUACCAUUCUUGGACCAAAUGCUUGAUCGUCUUGCGGGCCGGGCCUUUUAUUGUUUUCUAGAUGGCUACUCGGGGUAUAAUCAAAUUCUCAUUGCCCCGGAGGAUCAGGAGAAGACAACCUUUACAUGUCCUUAUGGCACGUUCGCUUUCUCGAGAAUGCCAUUCGGACUAUGUAAUGCCCCAGCGACCUUCCAAAGAUGUAUGAUGGCAAUUUUCACCGACAUGGUGGAGGAUAUCUUGGAGGUAUUCAUGGACGACUUCAGUGUGGUGGGAGAUUCAUUUGAAGAAUGUUUGGUGAACUUGGAUAGGGUUUUGGCAAGAUGUGAAGAAACCAACCUUGUGCUCAACUGGGAGAAAUGUCACUUUAUGGUGCAAGAGGGAAUUGUAUUGGGUCACAAAAUCUCAAGGCAAGGAAUUGAAGUUGAUAAGGCAAAAAUAGAGGUUAUCUCAAGGCUCCCUCCCCCUACUUCUGUCAAAGGGGUGAGGAGUUUUCUUGGUCAUGCCGGGUUCUACCGGCGAUUCAUUAAAGAUUUUUCAAAAAUUGUGAACCCGCUUUGCAAGUUGUUAGAGAAGGAUGUCAAGUUUAUUUUUGAUGAGAAGUGCAUGGAGUCUUUUGAGCUAUUGAAACACAAGUUGACAACAACUCCUAUAAUCACCGCACCUAAUUGGGAUUUGCCUUUUGAACUUAUGUGCGAUGCGAGUGAUGUAGCGGUUGGGGCGGUGCUAGGCCAAAGGAUCAACAAAAUGUUCCAUCCUGUGUAUUAUGCUAGCAAGACUAUGAAUGAGGCCCAGAGAAACUACACAGUGACAGAAAAGGAGCUAUUGGCUAUUGUGUUCGCGAUGGAGAAAUUUCGACCUUACCUUAUGGGAGCAAAGGUGAUCAUACACACGGACCAUGCAGCCCUUCGGUAUUUGAUGACUAAGAAGGAUUCGAAAGCAAGAUUGAUGAGAUGGGUGCUACUCCUUCAGGAAUUUGAUUUAGAGAUUGUGGAUAGAAAGGGAAGCGAGAAUCAAGUUGCAGACCAUUUGUCCCGAUUAGAGGAAGAUGGGAGACCAAGUGAUGGUAUUGAGAUUAAUGAUAGGUUCCCUGACGAGCAGCUUCUUUCCGUUUCUAUGUGUGAAAUGCCAUGGUUCGCGGACAUCGCCAACUUCAUCGUGGUUAAACAAAGAGGUGGUAAACAAGUUCAACAACCCGGGAGAGGUGGUGCCUCCCGAGGGGGUAAGGGCAAGAAAAUAGCUAAACUCACUCCCCAAGCUCGGGCAAACAUCAAAAAGACCCGGAAACUGCUACGAGCUGCUGAUAGGGCUGCCUCCCACUCUUUGGGGAGUAAGUAUGCACCCUCCCGGAGCAUCUCCUCAGAGGAGGAGGAUGACUCAGAGUAUUUAGCUAAGCUGGCAAUGGGUGAAGAAGUGCGUCCUUGGUUGGCCGACUACUUGGCAGCCUCGGGCACUAUUCCAAAAUGGUUGAAAGCAGGGGAGAAGAUUCUGCGGAACACCUUCAGUUUUGAAGUUAAGGGUUGGUUGACGUUUGGAGCUAGUUUUUUAAAGAAGAUUUCUAGUGUAAUUCGGACCCCUGUCUUUGCUGAUGAGUGCACUACUAAGCAGACUCGAGUAUCCUAUGCUCGAAUGCUUGUUGAAGUUAAUGUAACCAAAGAACUGCCCACUGGGAUCAUGUUUAUGGACCCUUAUGUGAAGAAGUUUCAACAGUCUGUAACUAUGAGUGGAAACUUGCUUACUGUGAUAAAUGUUUGGUUGUGGGAUAUAAAUGUGCUAGAACAGAAUGCUCAAAAGAUUGCAAAAGCUAUUGCAUCUGGUUGGAAUGUGCUAACAAACUACCAAGAUGCACUCAAUGAUAGAAUCUGGAUACUAUGGGAUACCAAUAGCCUAUUGGUUAAUGGUAUUAACUAUGAAGCUCAAAUGAUACACUAUCAGGUAAAAAGUAGAAGAAGUGAUAUUGAUUGCUUACUCACAGUAGUGUAUGGAUACAAUGGUAUUGAACAAAGAAGAACCCUCUGGGAUACUCUGCAACAACUUUCAGUGAGUAUAGCAGUCCCUUGGAUGAUAACUUGGGAUUUUAAUGCAAUGUUAUACUCCAAUGACAGGCUAUCUGGCAACCCAGUAAACUACUCAGAAAUUCAAGACUUUGUUUCUUGCCUUCAUAGCAGUUCACUAACAGAACUACCUUGGAAAGGUGAUUAUUAUACAUGGUCUAACAAGCAACAUGGAUCUGAUAGGGUCAGCAGUAAAGUGCCUUUCAGAUUCUUUAACAUAUGGGCAGAACAUGAUGACUUCUCUCAAGUAGUUACUAGCAUAUGGAGUUCACAUAGUUCACAAGGUAGUUUGAAAUCAGUUAGGGCAAGCUUAAAAGAUCUGAAACCUGCUUUGAAAGCUCUGAAUUCUAAGAAAUUUAGGGGUAUAACUCAGAAAAUUGAGAAGGCUAUACUUGAGCUGAGUGACAUACAAGAAAAAAUUUCACAUGGUUGCAUUGAUACUCUACUUAAUAUGGAGAAAGAAGCUUUGCUGAACCUUGAGAAGUGGUUUUUACUUGAAGAAAGUGUCCUUCAAUAG
Messenger RNA from Nicotiana attenuata, 3177 nucleotides. RefSeq lists its product as uncharacterized. Bases 1 to 3177 code for a protein of 1058 amino acids. The transcript has 8 exons. The record is from RefSeq and is a predicted model, not a curated record. NCBI's taxonomy places the organism in Eukaryota, Viridiplantae, Streptophyta, Magnoliopsida, Solanales, Solanaceae.